Messenger RNA from Histoplasma capsulatum G186AR, 303 nucleotides. RefSeq lists its product as uncharacterized. Bases 1 to 303 code for a protein of 100 amino acids. The transcript has a single exon. Lineage: Eukaryota; Fungi; Ascomycota; Eurotiomycetes; Onygenales; Ajellomycetaceae. The record is from RefSeq and is a predicted model, not a curated record.
AUGCCAACGUUACCGUUUAAUAAGAACCCAAGUGAUAUCUUCAACCCAAGGAUGAAAGCCGUUUUGAGGCCGAUGACAAGAGACCAAGCGACCUCAGCUCCAGCCGGACGGCUGAUGAACAAGGAAGACAAAGUUCUGACCUGCACUCCCCCAAAGGCGCUAAAGACGCCGGGUUCAACCAGAGAAUUUGCCGGCCCCCGGCCCAACCACCGUAGCAUUACCUCACAGACGUCGUGGCGUGGUUGGUGGAGCGAGGUCACAGUCGAAUAUUCUAGCUGUUUGACUAGUCCCUGGCACGUCUGA